ACACCGACCGACACAUUCUGCCAUUGAAAGCCGUGUUUUGUUUUGUCUGUAGAGUUUAGCUUUGCUCUCUGCGUGUUUGCAGUCCCAGCCAAAGCUACGGGUUUCUGCUCUGUGUCGCACGCUCCUCUUAUCUUUUAAGCCAAACGCGCUUACUUAGACAUGCGCCCAUCUGUUUAGUGAGAUCUGGCAUCCAACAUGUCUGUGGACUGGAUAGGAUACGGAUAUGCCACUCUAGUGGCAUCCGGAGGAGUCGUUGGCUACGUGAAAGCAGGCAGUGUUCCCUCACUGGCUGCCGGUUUGCUCUUUGGGGGACUUGCAGGUUUUGGAGCCUACCAGAUCUCCAACGACCCGAAUAAUGUUUGGGUGUCUCUAGCUACAUCAGGAGCUCUGUCCGCCAUCAUGGGGAAGAGAUUCUACGGGUCGAGGAAGUUCAUGCCAGCUGGUUUGAUGGCAGGAGCAAGCCUGCUGAUGGUGGGGAAGCUUAGUUUGACGUUGCUCCAGAAACCUACAGCGUCCUCAUGAGGUUAAAGUUCUUCAAGAACAGUAUUCAGCUUCUAUCUGGCCAUGUUAUGGAGCAUCCUCUUGAAAUUUGACAUUCUGUGUUACUCUGGUCAAAAAUGUUUGAUAAUAAAAUGUAUCAUUUGUACAGAAA
Molecule: messenger RNA, 652 nt
Organism: Xiphophorus maculatus (southern platyfish)
Lineage: Eukaryota; Metazoa; Chordata; Actinopteri; Cyprinodontiformes; Poeciliidae
Gene: tmem14ca
Product: transmembrane protein 14C-like
Exons: 5
Coding region: 196-522 (108 amino acids)
Biological process (GO): regulation of heme biosynthetic process
Cellular component (GO): mitochondrial membrane
Source: RefSeq, a predicted model, not a curated record